AUGGACGCGCCUGGCGCGACGGAGGCAUCGGAGGAUGCCCUUCGGAUAAGCCCAACGAUGGAGGCAUCUGCCGAGCAGAUUGUCCAUUCACCUACCGCCCAUCGCAAACACCGAACCGAGGAUAAGAGUGACAAAGAGGACACGAAUGACGAUGACGACGAAACGGAGGGUGCCGCGACCGAGGAGGAGACCGAAGAGGACGAGGACAAUGAUGAGGAGGAGGAAGAGCCCCGGCUGAAGUACACAUACAUGACGAAGCAUUUGGGGGCGGUGUAUCGCAACGGAGAUGCAACGAGCUCCUUUCUCGCCGCGGGUGAUAAGAUGAUAAUUGGAACCCAUAAUGGCAAUACUCAUGUACUGUCACUCCCCCUGUUUCAGUCGCUGCGUGUGUACCAUGCACACUCGGCGAGCGUGACGUCUAUCUCGGUGUCACCCUUCCCUCCACCUCUACCGAGCAUCAAAUCAGACACCCUUACGAGAGUACACGAAGAUCUCGGUCACCCGACCAAACCAUUGUCCAGCGGCGGCAGUAUUCGCGGCCAAUCAAGGUCAAGCCAUCAAUCGGUCAUCCCUUCCACACCUUCGAAUGCGAUCUACAUUGCUACGUCUUCGCUGGAUGGAAACGUAUGCGUUGCGUCUCUUGUAGACCCCAAAGAUGUCCUCUUGCGGAACUUCGGCAGGCCCGUUCAAGCGGUGGCACUUUCUCCAGAUUACAAAACCGACCGAACAUUCUUGUCGGGAGGGCGCGCUGGCGAUCUUAUACUCACCACAGGUGGCCGAGUGGGUACGAGUACAAAUUCGACUACAAUGGGGGGAGCUGCAGCCACUGCCACCAGCUGGCUUGGGUCCCUGGGCCUAGGAGGCAGCACAGGAAAGGACAGCAUUCUGCAUAGCGGAGAGGGUGCGAUUAGCACAAUAAAGUGGUCUUUGUCAGGGAAAUACGUCGUCUGGGUCAAUGAGGAAGGGAUCAAGAUCAUGCGAUCUAACCUCCAUCUGGACUCGGCGGAUGCGGAACUUGCCUGGAGGCGUGUCAGUCACAUCGAUCGCCCCAACCGUACAGGAUGGGAGGAGAUGGCUAGUGUCUGGAAAGCGCGUGCAGAAUGGGUUGAUGAACGAGCCUGGGGAAGUGAAGAUUCCAAGACGCGGGAAGGAUCCCAGGACCAUUCCACCCCGGCCCAGGCGAUCCCCACCCAAGAAAGGGUUGAAAAGCUGGUGGUAGGAUGGGGCGGCACUGUUUGGGUGAUUGACGUUUACCCUGAUCGGCCAAGCAAAUCCAACAAGGAUCGAAGAAUUGGAUCUGUCGAAGUCGCGACGAUAUUACGAACCGACUGUGUUAUCUCCGGCAUAUCGCUUUAUACACCGACGUUGCUGGUGGUUCUUGCAUACAUCGAGGCGGAGAAAGACGUUUCGGAAGAAGAGCGGACCAAGCACGGUAGUCUUCGUGGAGGUCGUCGACGUCCAAGAGGCCUGGAGCCUGAGCUUCGCAUCAUCGAUAUUCAAAGUAAAGAAGAGCUCAGCGCCGACACCCUUUCGGUUAGCCGUUAUGAGACACUCACGUCCUCGGACUACCACCUAUGUGCCAUACCUCCCUGGAAGACCGGUGUCUCCGUCUCUCAGCGUGGAACACUUGAAGCUCUGGGGACUGGGUUAUGGGAUGCAACCAUGUAUCCUGCGCGACUGUUCAGCUCGGGCGCGAGUAUUCGCAGUACGACAAGCAGCGGCGACAAAGGCUCCAGUCGGGCGCCAAGCACAUUUACCUCGCGGCGGAUUUCGGUGGAGGAGCCUGCGUCGAAGGAGGUACAAUCGAUUGCAGGCAACUCAGGACCGAAGAUUUUCAUACACAGCCCGUAUGACUCGGUAGUUGCACUCAAGCGGGAACUGACCGAUCGCCUGGCAUGGCUCAAGGCCCACGAAAGAUACGAAGAAGCCUGGAACCUCCUCGACGAGCAUCCUGAGGCAGCAGGUGCAGGGACCGUCAUUCCGCCUAUUGACAGCGUACCCGGCACUCCCGUACGGUCGCAAACCAGUUUUGGGGAGUUCUUCGCCGACGACAGAUCCUCAAUCACGACGACCGGCCGGGCGGUUGGUUCUCCCGCCGAGCAAGAGAAGAGUCUGGUUGGCGAGCUGUGGAUAGAGCAGCUUGUUGACGCGAACAAUUGGACUGCUGCCGCCGAAGUGUGCGUGAAGGCAAUUCAUUCCACGCCAAGGUGGGAUCACUGGGUCUGGACAUUCAUCAAACACCACAAGGUCGACGAAAUUUCUUCAGUCAUUCCGACUGAUCUGCGCCCGCCGCUACCUCCAGCUACCUACCAGGCCAUUCUUGGUCAUUAUGUCACUAAAAAUCGACAGAGGCUCAGUGAGCUGGUGGAUUCGUGGUCCUUUGAUUUGUUUGACGUCAACAGCAUUGCGACCAUAAUCGAAGAGGAACUGCAGCCUGGUGUGGUUGCGGCGCAAACAGAGGACUGGCGUAUUUUGAUGGCGUGUCUUGCCAAAUUGUAUCUCGCCGGCGGCCACUACGGCGAAGCAUUGCGCUGUUAUAUUCGACUUCAAGAUGCCGACACGGCUAUGGCUCUUAUUAAAGAGCAUCGCUUACUGGACGAGCUCACUAACGACAUCCCGGCAUUUAUAAUGAUCCGUGUGUCUAAAGCGCAGAUGAAAUCCGCGCCCGUCUCAGAGCUCGACGAAGUGACAUCUGAGCCCAUCAAGCUCCUCGUCAGCGAAGCGUACACGGGCAUUGUACGUCCGGAAAUCGUCGUCGAUCAACUGAAAGCAACCAAUCGCCUAUUGUUCUUAUACUUCUACCUGCGAGCCCUGUGGCGAGGCGAAUCGCUCCCUCACGGGGCCGGUAAGCCCCGACGAGGACAUGGUGCUCACAUCCGGGACGCUGCCAGCAAGCUCGCGGCGGAUGAAGGGAAAGCGCUGGUCGACAACUUCGCAGACACGGCCGCGGAGCUCUUCGCGGACUACGAUCGUCCAUUACUGAUGGAGUUCCUGCAGAUCAGCACUUCGUACUCCUUCGACCUGGCCGUCACCGUCUGCGAGACCCGCCACUUCACCCCGGAGCUCAUCUAUCUCCUCUCCAAGACCGGGCAGACCAAACGUGCCUUGAACCUCAUUCUCUCCGAUCUUAAAGAUGUCUCGCAGGCCAUCUCCUUCGCUAAGUCCCAAAACGAGCCGGACCUCUGGGAGGACCUCCUAGACUACUCGAUGGACAAGCCACGGUUCAUCCACGGCCUGCUCGUCGAAGCCGGAACCUCCAUCGACCCCAUCAAGCUGGUCCGGCGCAUCCCUAGCGGUCUCGAGAUCGAAGGUCUCCGCGAGGGACUUUCCCGACUGAUUCGCGAACACGACCUACAGGCCAGUAUCAGCCAGGGCGCUGCCAAGGUGCUCCAGAGCGAGGUCGCCGUCGGCAUGGACACCCUGCGUCGGGGCCAGCGACGCGGCAUCAAAUUCAACAUCAUCGAAAACGACAAGACCAAAGAUCCGCCCGCCGGUCCCCCUUCGUUCGACCCCGCAGGCAAAGACGAGGUGAAAAGUGACGCCGACACAGAGCGUACUUCUAUUCCUUUCGCCUCCGCUGCCUCGUCCUUUACCUCGCAAGUGGGUCGGUGUGCAGGCUGUCAGCAGCCUUUCAUUGCUAAUGAAAAAGAAAUCCUCAUCGGUUUCGCCUGCGGCCACGUCUUCCACCUAUCGCACGUCCACCCCACCUCAUCAUCACCCACCUCCUCACCAGACAGCCGAUCGGCGACACAAACGCCCCGACCGUGGGCGCCGUCUCGAACCCAAACUCAAAUGAUCGACGAACCGUCACUUUCCGCUGCUGCAUCCCGGACCGUCGGGCCGAAGGUCACGACUGCGCGUUUGCUGAGGGAUCGGGUCGGAGAUGGAUGUCGGAUUUGUGCCCUGGCGAGGGAGAUGGAGAAUCUUGGGGAGAGUCAUAUCGAGGCGUAA
Molecule: messenger RNA, 3951 nt
Organism: Aspergillus affinis
Lineage: Eukaryota; Fungi; Ascomycota; Eurotiomycetes; Eurotiales; Aspergillaceae
Product: CLH domain-containing protein
Exons: 5
Coding region: 1-3951 (1316 amino acids)
Biological process (GO): protein targeting to vacuole; endosomal vesicle fusion; macroautophagy
Cellular component (GO): late endosome; HOPS complex
Molecular function (GO): protein binding
Source: RefSeq, a predicted model, not a curated record